UUAAGUAGACAAAAGUUUGUCUACCUUCACGCAUUUCUCUGGACCGAGAUCGAAUUCAUUUAAUAGUUUCAUCCUAGGUGUUGAGAAACUAUUCGCAAAUACCGCAAUGAGUUCGCCUCAGCGACUAUCAAACUAUGCCGCCUUUACACGCCCUGAGACCGGUAUCAGCCAGAUCGGUCACUUAGAUGUAGAGAAAGGCACUAUCCAGCCUUUAAGCCUCCUCUCUGGCUACUCCAUCAAAGACCUCUAUCAGGUUAUUGAAGCCGGGCCGUUGCAAAUAACCGCUUCCGGUCCCGCCCUCCCCCUCUCAUCUGUCAAGCUCCUGGCACCAAUUUCGGGUCGCGAUGUGUUGGCUGUAGGCAAAAACUACAUGGAACAUGCGAAAGAAUUCAACGCCUCGGGGUACGAUAGCUCAGACAAGGUUGACCGGCCAAGCCAUCCCGUCAUCUUCACGAAGCGCGCAACCUCUAUUAUUGCGCAAGGCGAAGAUAUCUUCCUCCAUCCGGAGUUUUCGAAGAGUGUGGACUAUGAAGGAGAGAUUGGAGUGAUUGUUGGUAAGGCGGGAUUCCGGAUUCCUAAAGAGAGGGCCAUGGAUUAUGUUUGGGGAUACACUAUUAUCAACGACAUGACGGCGCGGGAGAGACAAAGAGAUCAUAAGCAAUUCUAUAUUGGAAAAUCGGCUGAUACAUUUUGCCCAAUGGGUCCUGCUGCAGUUCCUAAAGAAAGCCUUCCUUCGGUGCUGCGAGUCCAGACCCAUGUCAAUGGCGAGCUGCGACAAGAUGCAACGACUGAUGAUUUAAUUUUUGAUAUUCCUACAUUGAUAAACACGCUUUCUGAGGGACAGACAUUGGUGCCUGGCGAUGUAAUUGCUACUGGAACGCCUGCUGGUGUUGGCAUUGGACGAAACCCACCUGUUUUUCUUAGAGAGGGAGAUGAAAUUGCAGUUACUAUUCCUGGGAUCGGCACACUACGUAACAAAGUCACCGCUUAUAACGCAACCACCGAGCAUCUCGCUUCACAAUCUGUCUUCAGCCUUAGUAACGCAACACGCUCCGUUGGCGCUACCGCUGGAUUGACCGAUAUUAACGGCAAGCUUCUACACUACAAACAUCUCGGUUCUGGGGACCACGACAUCGUCUUUGUUCACGGCCUAGGUGGUACUGCGGAAUAUUUUUCUCCCCUUAUAGCUGAAAUGGGGCUUCAAGACGUGGCAUCCCUGCACCUGUUUGACUUUGAAGGCCACGGUCUUAGCCCUACUCACCCGUUGAGCGUCUUGACAGUGGAUUCUUUGGCGACUGACCUCGCUGGCGUAUUUUCGCACGCGGGCAUCACCAAAUCAAACCCCGGAACACUUGUUGCACAGGCAAUGGGCUGUAUCGUUGCCUUGAAAUUCGCUCUUGAUAAUCCCGGCUUGGUGAAGAAGCUUGUGCUUUUCGGUCCGCCGCCUUUUCCACUCUCUGAGGCUGCUAGAAGAGUGUUGGAGGAGCGUGGCGGGCUCAUUCGCACAUCAGGAAUGGGAGCUGUGGUUGACAAGAUUGUGCUUAGCAGCACGUCUGAGCAUACAAAGAAGACGAAUCCCCUUGCCAUCUCGGCGAUUCGACUGAGCUUGCUUGGACAAGAGCCAGAGGCAUUUGCAAAGGCCUGUAGUGCCUUUGCUAGGGAUGAAGCACCGCUGCCGGUCGAGAAUCUCGCCGUACAGACGAUGAUUGUGACUGGAAGUGAGGACAAGGUCUCUUCGCCGGAUGAGUAUGCCAGAAGGAUCAAAGGGGCAAAAGUUGCAGUAUUGCCGAAUAUUGCCCAAUGGCAUGUAUUUGCGGAUGUGAAGAGAGUCUCGGAUAGCUUGAAGUCGUUUCUAUAACGAGGAAGAAUCGUUUACACUUGAGCACACCUAGUUAUUGCAAACUGCAGCGUAGCAUGAGUAUAACACUGAGAGGGAUAUAGAGCUAAACAUGCACGUAUUAUAACUGCUUAACAGG
Molecule: messenger RNA, 1976 nt
Organism: Trichoderma asperellum CBS 433.97
Lineage: Eukaryota; Fungi; Ascomycota; Sordariomycetes; Hypocreales; Hypocreaceae
Molecular function (GO): acetylpyruvate hydrolase activity
Source: RefSeq, a predicted model, not a curated record